AUGUCCCUACCUCGUCGAGCACCUGGGCGUCCGGCUAGAGGGAAACCCAGCUUCAACAGACCCAGUGUCCAGAGGGUGUCAGAGCCGUGGAGCGCAGACACGGCGGUUUAUAUAUCGUCGCGGACUGGGGAGCAAAGGUCAGAAGUCGUGAACAUCAGCAGAAAACGCAAACGCAUAGAGGAGCCACAUAACUUGCACCAGGAUCCUGCGCGCCAAUCAUGGAUUCCAAAUCAGCCCGACUACGCCCAUGAUGAUUCUGUCGAGUCAUUCAAUGACACUGGUUUGGACGCGGUAGAUGACGCAGAGACGGACGUGGAGGAGGAGGAGGAAACCAAUACUGAGACCCAGAAGACAGGCCGCAAGAUCUACAAGAGCACGUCCGAUCCCAUGUCCCUAUGGCGACCACGAAUGUCAUUCUUCCUGGAUGAGCUCCUGCGCCACGAAGGACUAGCAGACUCGUUGGACAACACACAAUGCAGCGUCUGUAAGGUGGGACUGGAGAGCCGAUCGGCAUCCGGAUGUGACAAGACGGAGGUCGUUACAGCAGCACGCAGAGCUGGCAAGGAAGAAGAUGAGGGGGAGGAGAGCAAAACGCGGAAUGCACCCCAGGACGAGCUGAAGCACGGCAUUUUCAAGUGCCUGCACUGUGGGGUGUUCCUACAGUGCAAGGAGUGUCUCUUGGCCCGGCAUGCGACCACUCCGCUCCACGUAAUCAAGGAGUGGAAUGGAAGUUGGUGGCAGAAGACCUCACUGGCAGCAUUGGGACUCGUAUAUCAGCUGGGCCACGGAGGGCUGCCAUGCGUGUUUCCAGCGGGAAAGGUGCAGCAGCUGGUGGUCAUACACGCGCCGCAUGUCCACGAAAUACAGAUGCGGUAUUGCAAGUGCGCCAAGUCCGACCACGCAGAUAAGGUUCAGCAGUUAUUACGAAAUGGGUGGUAUCCGGCUACGAACAUCGACCCGGGCACUUGUGCGACAUUCGAAACGCUCGAGUCAUUCCGUCUGUAUCAGACCAUCAGUAACAUGAACGCCAGGGAUUUCAUGACCUCGCUGGAGCAGAUGACAGAGGCGAGCGCGAAGACCGGCAUGAAGAAGACGGUGGACCGCUACAAGCAGCUUCUGAGGAUGUCGCGUCAAUGGGCGUUUCUACUGCGCUUGAUGCGGGCGGGUCGGGGGCACGAUCCGUGCGGGGUGGAGAGUACCAACCAGGGAGAAUGUGCGGUCAUCUGUUGGGCAUGUCCUCAUGAGGGUCGCAACCUGCCCAAAGACUGGAGGGAUGUUCAUCCAUCGUUUCGAUUUAUCUUCAUGCUGCUAUUGGCGCUGGAUGCCAAUUUCAGACUGAAGAACAGGAUCCGAGCAAAUGAGAUAGAGGACAAGUCUCUGGGUCCGGGAUGGGGAUACUGGGUCCCCCCUGACCCCUACGCGACCCACUUGAAGAACUACGUUAGCGAGGAUGACACCAGCACAUGUAUCGCGUUCGCGGCACUCCUCCAGAAGGACACUUGUCUCACUACUGGGCUCCGCAUUUCAGGAGUUGGAGGAUGUGUCUGCGCCCGCCAUGAAUGCAUGCGGCCGAACGGAAUCGGCGAUUUGCAGAAGGGCGAGCGGUAUGCGAACAUGGACUUUAUAGCAUUCUCGGCACUUGCAGGCUUUGGUCUGCUGUGGCUCACGCUCUCGUACGAUAUCGGAUGCCAGUGGAACAAGAACCUCGAGGAUCGGAUGAAGCGCCUGCCAUCCGAGCUACAUCUGCCGCUCAAGGAUUUGGAGGUCCAAUGUGGGCUUCCUGUAUGGCAUGCAGCAUCCCACAACAGCGAGUGCCAGAACGCGAAUAGCCUGUCUUUCAAGCCGGGUGUCGGGAAGACGGACGGGGAGGGGAUCGAGCGAGUGUGGUCGACGCUGAAUCCGACUGGAUAUGCGACAAGGACGUCAUCGCUGGGAUCGAGAGCGGAUGUACUGGAGGAGAAGAUAGACCAUAACAACUUCAUGAAGAACCUGGGACUGGCACAGACGCUGCCAGCACGAUUGAAAGUUGCUGAAGCCGAGCGCAAUAUCCAAGUCCAUGCAUUUGAGGACAUCAGCUUGACCGUACCAAAAAGCGUGAAGGAGGAAUGGCUUGUGGGAAUUGAGGCGUGGCUGCUCGACAACACCAAACCCAAUCCAUAUGUGCUGGACACUGCUCACUGUAUAUCCGAGGGUCAGGUUAGGUUGGAUGUACGCAAGGAGGAAGAACGUUUGAUGGCCGAGGGACGUUUGCUGCUGAAAGGGCAGAGUGCUACAUCUUUCCUGACGGCUGGAAUACAGAUAGAGGAUGCACAGCGUCGCAUCCGCCUGGAGCUCGCCGGCACUGUGCUUGUUGCAACAGAUCGAGCUAACCGGAUUGAGGAGUGGAGACGUGCCACGCUCGUCAAGAUUGAGCGCUUCAGGGAGCUGCAGGCGCUGUAUAUGCCGGCGGUGAGGGCCAUCAUACAAGCGUCGGAGUCGGGCGUGGCUCCUCAGGCCGAGAACAUUAAACUGUGGAUGCCCAGCGACAUGCCUGCGUCACUGGGGGACAAUCGAGGAUGUGCUUUGGGGCUGGUAGGGAUGGAAGUGCGUCUGAGGGUCGCGCAGUGCGAGAACAGUCUGGCGCAAGUCCGUGCCCGUCUGCAUGCCAAGCGCCACCUCAUCCUCUUUCGAAACACGAACGUCACGGGGCAGGUGAACUCCACGAAGGCGCGGACACUCAUCGACGAGAUUGGCGAGAAGGUCAACAUCUCUGCUGCUAGGUACAGGGCGGGGCGGGCCGCUUUGGUGGCAUGUGGUCGUAUUUCGUCAUUCGGGCAUUUGCGCGAGCUGGCUCAGGGGGACCUGCAGAUGGAUGGUGUUGCUGUGGUGUCUGAGAAUGACGCCGCCUCCAGCGAUGCGUCGUCUGCCAAGAAGUUGGCAGCUUUUGGCACGGGCCGAGCUCCCCGACACGAUUCUGGCUCCUCAAAGCGAACAAUGUCCUGGAUCUGGACGGCCCCCGGCGCUCUAGACAAGGCAGAGGAGCAGUUGCAUGACUCCAUCCGGAUUGAAUGGGCUCGUGCCCGUGCUCGAAGAGAUCGGUGGUCCGAGGAGGUCAUCAUGCUGAAGGAGGAGAUGCGUCGGGUGUGCGCGUACUUACAGUGGCAGUCAGAGUGGUGGUCGAAGCGGCAAGCUCAGAGGGAGGAUUGGGAGGGUGCUGUGGAGGCGGGAGCCAGGGCAUAUGCCCUGAAGCAGUCGGCAUGGCAUUUGGGUCUGCAUACGAGGCAAACGCAUGGCAAGAGCCAUGGCAUGUGCUACGGGUGCAAGUCGAUGCACCUCAGCGUGGAUGCCAGUCUCAAGAAGCUGCGCACACACUACAUCGACAUCCUGUACCUGCACUGGUGGGACUGGGACACCAGCGUCGAGGAGGUCAUGGACGGACUGCACAACCUCGUGGUGCAGGGCAAGGUUCUGUAUCUCGGAAUUUCGGACACCCCCGCCUGGGUUGUUGCGCAGGCGAACCAGUACGCGCGCGACCACGGAAAGUCGCAGUUUGUGAUCUACCAGGGCGCGUGGAAUGUGAUGGGGCGUGCGUUCGAGCGCGAGAUCAUUCCCAUGGCUCGUGCAUACGGGAUGGCCCUCGCUCCGUGGAACGUGCUGGCCGGCGGGAAGCUGCGCACCGAUGCCGAAGAAGAGGCGCGUCGUGCUUCAGGAGAGAAGGGCCGCGUGAUUUUUGGACCGAAUUGGGAGCGCAAUGAGGACGAGAGGAAGAUGUCCGCUGCUCUGGAGAAGGUGGCUGGCGAAGUCGGAGUGAAGCACAUCACCUCUGUCGCAAUCGCCUACUUGAUGCACAAGGUUCCCUAUGUCUUCCCAAUCAUCGGUGGCCGGAAAAUCGAACACCUCAUGGCCAAUGUCGAGGCUCUGGACGUGAGCUUGACUCCGGAACAGAUUGUCUAUCUCGAGAGCGUCCUUCCGUUCGACCCUGGCUUCCCCAACAUCAUGAUUGGCGAUGGGCAGAAGCAAAGCAAUCUGAUGAGAUCUAUCGCACAUUUCGAUCGUUUGGCUGUUCCCCAGCCCAUUAGCCACGGGAAGCAGUAGAUUUUGUCAAAAAGUCGUUUUGGCAAAACUCGAUGUCUUGAUAUUCUGACAGAAUGCAUCUCAUACAUCAUGCAACGAUCACCCCAGCUCUUUUGAGUGAUCCGCACCAUGAGUUGGCAGAUCUGUUCGCCUUGCUUUUAUGGCUCAUUGUACUCGAAUAAAAUCACUGGCUCAUGGGAAUGCAUCAAAC
Molecule: messenger RNA, 4264 nt
Organism: Mycena citricolor
Lineage: Eukaryota; Fungi; Basidiomycota; Agaricomycetes; Agaricales; Mycenaceae
Source: the annotation of a GenBank genome assembly